Seminavis robusta is the source of this 1044-nucleotide messenger RNA. The record is from the annotation of a GenBank genome assembly. Lineage: Eukaryota; Bacillariophyta; Bacillariophyceae; Naviculales; Naviculaceae.
AUGCAAGCAGCAGCCGAAAACGAACAUGUCAGAAGGCAUGAUGAUGGCAGCUCCAACCAAGGUCCACCUCUGGUACCAGACGGAAUGGAUCGUCAGCCAGAAGUUGUGGCAGCAGGUGCCAAUGCAGAAGCUGUAGCGGUGAAUGCAUAUGGAGCCAAUGACCAAAACAAUCGAGAGAUGGAAACCGAGGAUAAUGAAUAUGAAAGUGACAGCAGUGAGAGUGGCAGCAGUGAGAGUGACAGCAGAGAGAGUGAGGAAGAUUAUAGUCGAAUGCAACUCACCGACGAGGAGCGCCAAUGGGCUCUCAACGUGAAACAGGCCAUUGAAGACGACCCCGAGUUGGAUUCUGUCUCAGACUUUUGGGUGGCUCAACUAGCUUUGAUUGAACAAGGCGAUACAGAAGCAGCUCUGGAACGAGCGCACCAGAUGCAGUCCUUUCGACAAGAGUACGGAAUCUUGGAUACCUACGAGCAUGGAAAGCAAGUUCUCCAUGAAUUUAUGGACUUAUUCCCCGAGUUUUUCCUGUCAUUCAGUUUUUUGGAUGGGGCAUACGUCUUGGUGUUUGACACUGCAAAGUUGUACGCCAAUACUCUAAACACAAAACCGGGUGCCAUGGCAGCUUGGCUGGGAUCAGUGUACUACACAAAUCAUUGCAUGUCACCAGAUCUGGAAGCCGUUAAAAGGGGUAUUGUAUACAUUAUUGAGUGUGAAGGCUUUGAUUGGAGCAAACACUUUGGAGUGCAGAUUUUCAGAAAGUUCUGGCUGGAAGUGGCUGCCGUCUACCCUAUUCAAUUCCUUCGGAUUCGUUGUUUUCAUACUGGUUUGUGUCUCACAUUGAUGGUGUCAAUGGUCAAACACAUUUUGCCCGCCAAAAUUCAUUCCAAGUUUACUGUUGGGAAUAUCUGCAGCCUUGGGCGGUUGGACACGGUCUACAACUCAGCGGGGGGUGACUUCACUAGAGAUGUGUUGAAGCAGCGGAUGAAGCAAAGGUUGGAAGAAUCUUUACUCAGGAGGUACAGACUCGAGGCUUCCUUUUCUCUGUGA